Neltuma alba is the source of this 483-nucleotide messenger RNA. RefSeq names its product protein SMALL AUXIN UP-REGULATED RNA 10-like. NCBI's taxonomy places the organism in Eukaryota, Viridiplantae, Streptophyta, Magnoliopsida, Fabales, Fabaceae. Bases 1 to 483 code for a protein of 160 amino acids. The transcript is spliced from 2 exons. The record is from RefSeq and is a predicted model, not a curated record. Gene Ontology annotation, biological process: response to auxin.
AUGGAUGAUAAUGGAGGCUCCAAAUUGACUGGAAUUAGACAGAUUGUGAGACUAAAGGAGAUAAUUCAGAAGUGGCAAUCUGUCACGAUGGGCUCAAAAGUUAACUAUCAACCUUCUGACUUGAAUCACAGGAGCAUAGCACCAAUAGUUAACAGAAGGCUGAGAAAUGUCAUGUACUGUGACUCGGAUGAAGAAAGCUACCAGAGCCCUGAGCCACCACCUGAUGUUCCCAAAGGAUAUUUGGCUGUCUAUGUCGGGCCAGAGCUUCGGAGGUUUAUCAUUCCCACCAGCUACCUUAGUCACUCUCUAUUCAAAGCACUGCUGGAAAAGGCUGCAGACGAAUUCGGGUUUGAGCAAAGUGGUGGGCUCACUAUCCCGUGUGAGAUUGAGACUUUUAAAUACCUCCUGAACUGCAUGGAGAACAAUCAGAAAGAUCAACACGAUGAAAGCUCCUCUGGAAAUGUAGGAACUACUGAAAAGUGA